GGCCCCGCGCCCAACCGUCCAUGGAAGAGGAGCAGCCUCAGCCGUGUUGAGCCAACCUGGGCGCGGGUGGAACUUUACAGCCCCGGGAGCGACUGGGCUCCCAAAGGCUCCGUGCUCUGGAUUCCGGCUGCCUGCCUCCGAUAGCGUCGGCGCUGCCAACAACCACAGCAGCUUUCAGGACCUAAGGAGGGAGCCCAGGGCCAUGGAAACAGCAAGAGUUCUGGUUUCCAAACGUGCCAGAGGUGCCUGCGACGCGCGGCCUCCAGCUUGGAUAUCCCUCCGUGAUUUUCGGCUGUUUGAGAAUUUAUUUCGUCUUUUAGAACGCAGGAAAAUAACUACGGAGACACUAGGCACUGCCACGAAAUGCUUCCACUAGCAUCCUCAUUUUACUCCUGGAUAUCUAAGCAAGACCAUAAUAAUUCAGUCCAUGGGUCCCCAGCCCCCAAGCAGCUUCUGUGGCUGCGGGGAGCCUGGGUUCACUCGCCGGCUUCACCGGGAACCCUCUGACUUGGGGCCUGGCUGGCUGGAGGAAAGGGACUCGUUGGUGAAAAUUCUCCAGAAUGGAUACUUAAAGCAAAACAAAUAGCAAAGUAAUGACACGAAAGCCGUACUUAAAGAAAGAAAAAUCAACUCCAGUUAUAAAAGUGUAUGGAAUUUGACCUCGCCUCAGAGAAACACUACACAAAAGCUAUCUUUAAUAGACGCCUGUCAUUUAAGAGCGGCAGGGACACUGUCCCGCAUGCGCUCGCAAAAAACAGAGUCAUAAUUGUAGCUGCUGCUGCGGGCAGGAUUUAUUUCUCCAAUUGACUAAAUGGCCUCCCCUCUUCCCCGAAGGUGAUAUCUGUAUUUUAAAAUUUCAGAGCUGCCGGUACGACAGGCAGAACCGACCCCAACCUCGACACAAAAAUAAGGGGCUGCACAGCGGGAAAAUGAAGUUGUUGUAAAUAAAAUCCAAGUCACCAUCUCCCCCCCAGUCCUCUGCAUCCUCGCCGGGCGCGCGAUCGGCAGCUGACGGCCUCACAAUUGGUACAUCCUAAUGGAACUGCGAGGGAAAUGCAAUAAUUUUGCCAUAAUGGGCUGUAACCUCAAUUCGACCCCGGCCCUUGAAGCCCCGGGUCGGAAGCGGAGCGAUGCGCCCUGCCUCCAGCGGGUGGCGCUCGAGUCCGACUGAAAGGCAGUAGCGGGUGGCGGGCACGCGCCUGGGGCGCGCGCGCCACCCCUCUUGCCUCCACCCAACUCCCCCAUUAGUGCACGAGUUUACCUCUAGAGGUCAUCAGGCAGGAUUUACGACUGGACAACAAAAGCACGUGAUUCGAAGUCGUACCCCAUAUUUGGGUGCCUACGUAGGAGGGAACCAAGUACAUGUCCCAGUCAUUUCCAUAAUUCAUCAUAAAUUGUGCAAGGGUGCUAUAGACGCACAAACGACCGCGAGCCACAAAUCAAGCACACAUAUCAAAAAACAAAUGAGCUCUUAUUUUGUAAACUCAUUUUGCGGUCGCUAUCCAAAUGGCCCGGACUACCAGUUGCAUAAUUAUGGAGAUCAUAGUUCCGUGAGCGAGCAAUUCAGGGACUCGGCGAGCAUGCACUCCGGCAGGUACGGCUACGGCUACAAUGGCAUGGAUCUCAGCGUCGGCCGCUCGGGCUCUGGCCACUUUGGCUCCGGGGAGCGCGCCCGCAGCUACGGGGCCGGCGCCAACGCGGCGCCCGCCGAGCCCAGGUACAGCCAACCGGCCACGUCCACGCACUCGCCUCCGCCCGAUCCGCUGCCCUGUUCCGCAGUGGCCCCCUCGCCUGGCAGCGACAGCCACCACGGCGGGAAAAACUCCCUGGGCAACUCCAGCGGCGCCUCGGCUAACGCCGGCAGCACCCACAUCAGCAGCAGAGAGGGGGUUGGCACGGCGUCCGGACCCGAGGAGGACGCCCCCGCCAGCAGCGAGCAGGCGAGCGCGCAGAGCGAGCCGAGCCCGGCGCCGCCUGCCCAACCCCAGAUCUACCCCUGGAUGCGCAAGCUGCACAUAAGUCAUGACAACAUAGGCGGCCCGGAAGGCAAAAGGGCCCGAACGGCCUACACGCGUUACCAAACCCUGGAGCUGGAGAAGGAGUUCCACUUCAACCGCUACCUGACCCGCCGAAGAAGAAUUGAAAUAGCACAUGCUCUUUGCCUCUCCGAGAGACAAAUUAAAAUCUGGUUCCAAAACCGGAGAAUGAAGUGGAAAAAAGAUAAUAAGCUGAAAAGCAUGAGCAUGGCGGCGGCGGGAGGGGCCUUCCGUCCCUGAGUAUUUGAGCGUUUAAAGUACUGAGCAGUAUUAGCGGAUCCCGCCGUAAUGUCAGUACUAAGGUGACUUUCUGAAACUCCCUUGUGUUCCUUCUGUGAAGAAGCUCUGUUCUUGUUGCCCUAAUUCAUCUUUUAAUCAUAAGCCUGUUUAUUGCCAUUUAUAGCGCCUGUAUAAGUAGAUCUACUUUCUGUUCAUCUCUUUGUCUUGAAUGGCUUUGUCUUGAAAAAAAAAUAGAUGUUUUAACUUAUUUAUAUGAAGCAAGCUGUGUUACUUGAAGUAACUAUAACAAAAAA
This is a messenger RNA of Manis javanica (Malayan pangolin), 2569 nucleotides long. It is a transcript of the gene HOXA5, whose product is annotated as homeobox A5. Gene Ontology annotation, biological process: anterior/posterior pattern specification; regulation of transcription by RNA polymerase II. The record is from RefSeq and is a predicted model, not a curated record. NCBI's taxonomy places the organism in Eukaryota, Metazoa, Chordata, Mammalia, Pholidota, Manidae. Gene Ontology annotation, molecular function: RNA polymerase II cis-regulatory region sequence-specific DNA binding; DNA-binding transcription factor activity, RNA polymerase II-specific. Gene Ontology annotation, cellular component: nucleus.